Molecule: messenger RNA, 1743 nt
Organism: Aureobasidium melanogenum CBS 110374
Lineage: Eukaryota; Fungi; Ascomycota; Dothideomycetes; Dothideales; Saccotheciaceae
Exons: 2
Source: RefSeq, a predicted model, not a curated record
AUGCAUCGUCAUGGUUUGCCAUCCACUAUCACCGUGGACAUAAGAGAUUCACAAAAGGUCCUCUUGCCUGGUCCACCCACUCCAGCCUCUCGAAACUCGAAUGUUCCCAAUUUCUCGAGAAUCUUGACAAUACACGCUAAAGGCUCAGAUCCAACAAUCAAGAGGCGAAAGAAGCCUGAGCAAGCAGUCAUGAGAAACCCUUCCAGACUGUCAACUGUGAAGAGAUGGGAUGCUCAAUCUCACAAGUCCGCUGACUGGGAUGGUCUUCGACGGGACCAAGAGCUUUGGCAACAGGAUGGCGAUUGUCUUGUGCAUCUUUAUGGCCAAGGAAAAUCAAAGAGAGGUGCCUCCUUCAAGACAUCCUAUGCUUUGGUGGAAGCAAUGGCUGGCCCAUCGUUUCUUAACAGAUAUAUGGCAUUAGACUCAAAUUCGUGCAACGAGAGCCUUGAUGGCACAACAUCAAGCACUUCGUCAACACAUGCCGAGUAUGAGUUGUUCAUUCCAGCUCCCGACGACGCACUCCGAGAAGAAGCUUACCGCUGGCAUAUCGCUACCCGGAAUUUCUUUGCAUAUAUUGCUAACAAGCCGCUGGUCGGAUCUAAGUUGGGGAAGACUCUCAUUGACCUUCUGGAACGUAUGGAGCUGUUCUGCUCUGAUAAAACCAGCAACCUCCAGGACUUUUUAUCAUACGCCCGUGAACAGGGUUAUCUGAAAUUUAUCAACCGACCGGACUAUGCACUGGCUUUUCUCAAUUUUGCCGAGAAGUUCAGAUUGAAAGAUCUCUGGAUUGAUGCCUUCGCUCAUUGUGUCGGUAUGAACGACCAACUUGAUCUAAGUACGGACUUCAGCGAUGUGAGCAAAACGACAAAGGCUCUGAUCACGCGAUCGUAUCUGGAGAUGGAUCUGCACUUGGGUCGAGUAAGCAAAGCCUUGCGAAAUUUCUUGGAGGAUGAGCUCGCCCCUACACAUUUGGGACUACCGGCGCCUGCCCGAAAUCACCUGGAUCGCUUCCGCUCUUUUCUGCACUCAUUUUAUGUCAACAAGUUUGGAUACUGGCCGCCAGAAACUGGUCACGUCAUGGACAAGGGUCUUUUGCGAAGCAUGCACCAAGAGUUCCAGAUGCUAUACAACUAUCUAGUUGACGGCGAAUCUUCUCCAAGCCGACUACUGACUGGAGGUAUUUGUGUGGUGCAAAAUGUCGAUGCGUUCAACAGCCGCCACAGAUACGAGCCAUUGCCGCAUUCUUGCCCUCUGCUACCUGACUACCACAGCCUUGAAUACAGAACGUCAUCACAGAAGGGUCUUCGAUCAUUGAGGUUGACUUCAAAGUCCAGCAAAGCGGACCAGAGCGUAUCAGCACGAGCUGCACUGUCCGCUGCGACAAACAAAAUUCCGUCUAGCUCAGCGCUCGUGCGAAACUACAUAUACUUCGAGAGCGAGCUGACCUUCAGGCCGGAAGAGAAGCUGUCAAUUGGUGAUGCACGAAAGGUCCGAUGGCUUGCCAUCUACACCAUCUUGCAAAUGCUUACCAAUGCGAUACGUGCUCCUAAGGAAGUGAGAGAUGCGGAUGCCGUGCCAUAUCACCUCUGCUUGUUGACCACAGGCAUGCCACCAUGGACCGAUGACAUGAAGACUCCUACUGCUUUGUCUUCGCAGGCGACACCAACUAAGACUGAAGCAGAAGCUAGUGAUGAGCCUGCAUUCACAAUUGUUCCUGACUGCGAAGACAACGACUACUUCUCC